UCAUGCUGGUUCUCUUUUUCUCUACAGCUCGCUCAGGGUGAAAGAACUCUGGCUGGAUACCAUUCUCUGGCAAACAAGAGAAAUCAUCAAGGGAGAAAAAGAAUCAGUAAAGUUCCAUCGGCUAAGUUCCCAAUGAAGGUGCUAGGAAGCUGCAAUGCACCAAAAUCCUUAAAUGCAAGUGAUAUGGAGACGUUGACUGCAUGCCAGUCAGAGGUUGACAUCAAGAAAUGUCAGUUGCUGGUUCCAUGUGAUGAUGAAGAUGGGAUGUGUCAUCUGAUAGAUAGUAAUAAGAAAAGAAAGAAAGUAAUAUCUUGGCCAUUUGUACUGAGACGAAACAUCACUGGGUCGGAAGCCUUGGGUCACCUGGAAGCUGACCUGAAGCCUUCUCUGUUUCAUCAGCCAUUGCCAAUGGUCUGCAGUGAGGAGGACAUACUCCCCAAACCAAUAAUGGAUAUCCUUACAAUUCUCUACCUGAAAGGUCCUUCUACAGAAGGAAUAUUCCGAAAAGCUGCCAAUGAGAAAGCACGCAAAGAGCUGAAAGAAGAGUUAAAUUCUGGAGGGAAAGUUGUCUUAAAAAAUGAACCUGUCCAUCUGCUAGCCGUGAUUUUUAAGGAUUUCCUCCGAAACAUCCCCCAGAAACUCUUAUUAUCUGAACUUUAUGAUGAGUGGAUGAUAGCACUUGAGAAAAUAAACCAUCACGAAAGAACCGAAGCAAUGAAACAGGUUGCAGGCAAACUCCCUCAGCCUAACCUUGUAUUGCUCAAGCAUCUGCUCUGUGUGCUACACCACAUCAGCAAGAACUCAGCAGUCAACAAAAUGGAUUCCAGCAAUCUUGCAAUCUGUGUUGGGCCCAGCAUACUGACUCCAGAUCACAAACAGCAACUGUCACUUGAAGCACAGAAAGACCUGACUGAUAAGGUGAAGACACUGGUGAAAUUCCUUAUUGAUAACUGCUCUGAUGUAUUUGGAGAAGAAAACUCUUUGCUAUUCAGUAUUUCUGAUGAUGAUUCCAUGGACAAGCCAGAAAUACUGUCUCCCAGCUGGCAAAAUGAUUCAGCAUAUGACAGCAUAGACUUUGAAGGUGAUUGCAGUUCUAGUGAUCUCCAGGAUAAACAUGUACGAGAAGUCACAACCAGGAGGCUGAGCACUGUAGAGCUACAGUCCCAUCAUCCACAAAGGGGGACUGCUUCUGUCUCUGCCCUGACUCCUUUUAAAAAAUCCAUAGGUCAACUGGAUAGGAGAUACUCCGAGCCAGACAUGUUUUCUUCUCAGGUCUGCCAUGAAGGCAGUAUGAGAAGCCAGAAGCUGACCAAAAGUGAAGAGAACUUUGUUCAGCAAAAAGAACUGAGUCUGAAGAGUCAACAACAUCUGACAAGCCUUCAUAGGAAUAAAAAGCCACCAAACCUAAGUAUAAAAAGUCAUUUGCAUUCAGAACUGUCAACCAAUUCCUUGCCCAGAACAUCCUCCAACAGUUCACUAGAUAGUUCCUCACCACUUUCUGAUUCUUCUGUCUUCACCAGCUCACCACUAACGUCACCUUCCAUCUCCAAGAAAAAUGUUUUUACACAGCCUCAGCCUUUCUCCACUAAAACUUCUGUUGGAAGUGACACAUCCAACCAAGAACUCAGAAAAAGUCAUUCAAAGUCAUUUUCUGUGGCAACUCGCAAGAAGGAACUAACUAAAACUGAAAGUUGCAGUAUAGUUGGUUUCCAAAGAGACAGUUUCAAAAAGGACUCCAAGAGAGAGAGGCCGCUUUCCUGUCGAAUAGUUCCAGGAGCAUAUGCCAACAGCCACAACCCAAUGCCUGUGGGAUGCCAACUGAGGCCUCGUCUCUUUUCAGCAGAUGAGGUGUUUCGAUUUGUUGAUCAGAAGAAUCCUGGAAAGCCACCAUCCUACAAAGAGGCUAUCAAAAACUGCUCAGCUGCUAAACUGCCCUCAUAUAAUACCUUAACUGUUCAAAAUAUGAGCUCAGCCAGAUUGCAUUUAGACUCUCAGCCUCAAUGUCCUAGGCCGAACAGAGAGGUUCCAAACAAAGUAUAUAAGGACAUCUUUAAUGACAAGCUUUCUGUUAUCAGUAAUCCUAAGGACAAAAUGCAAACCAUGGAUGUUGUUAUUGGAAUACAUUCCAGAGCUAAUUUGCCACUUACCCCGCAAGUCUACCGCUUGCGAACCAUGUCUGGGUCUUAUCAGAAGAAUAAACAAGAAUAUUUACCACAGCAGUGUAGUCAACCGACCUUUGAUGGUAUACAAUGUGCUAAGGAAUCCUAUGUUUAAACUAUCCAUCCCAUUUCCACACAAUGUAUGUGUGACUUAAACACAAGGUCUCUUGCCCAACAUCACUGCAACUAAAAUAAGCUCAUCUGUAUAAAACUUUCCCCAAAAGCUAGUUUUAUUUGUGUCAUAUGAAAUAUGUGUUCUACUAUUAAUGUAUAGCCUUUGUAUAUAAUGGAUAUCUCUGUACUUACCAGUGUUUGUAAAUUGUAAAAGCUACUAAAGCUAAGCAAUUGACAGUACUAUCCACCUUUUUUCCUAUACACAUUCCACAUGACAAUUCCCCUUAGAAGUUCUUCUUUAAAAUGUAGAUAUGAUCCUGAAAAUUAGAGGAACUAAAGAUGUGGGGAGUGGGCAGCUAUGGAAACACUUCUAGCCCAUCUUAACUUUAAACCAAAGCAGAAUUUUUAAGAAUGCUCUGCUUUGUCUGUUUUCACAUUAUUCAGUGGCACAGUUUCUGCCACUUCCUUUUUAGUGUUGUUUUCUGUUGAAAUAAACCUCAAUCAUAUAUUACAGUUUUGCCCAGAAAGCACAGGAUUCAAGUCUAAUUACAUCAUAAUAAAGCACUUUUUCU
Messenger RNA from Eublepharis macularius, 2845 nucleotides. It is a transcript of the gene TAGAP, whose product is annotated as T cell activation RhoGTPase activating protein. The record is from RefSeq and is a predicted model, not a curated record. The coding region runs from base 133 to 2274 and encodes 713 amino acids. Gene Ontology annotation, molecular function: GTPase activator activity. NCBI's taxonomy places the organism in Eukaryota, Metazoa, Chordata, Lepidosauria, Squamata, Eublepharidae. The transcript is spliced from 10 exons. Gene Ontology annotation, biological process: signal transduction; regulation of Rho protein signal transduction.